GUAGAUGUAUAUUAAUAGACGCAUAGACCUGUAUUGUAACCGUUUUUUCAUUCCCACGUUAUAAACAUCUGUCAUUUUGCCAAAUAUUUUGUCAUCGUCUGCGUUGAAAUAUUUACGGUAUUGUUUGAUUCAUGACGGUUGUUGCUGCUAGAUGGGUGUGUCACCGUUUUGCCGUGUCAACUUAGUUUGUUUUCCUUAAGGAUCACUGCAAGAUUUUUAAAGAAUUGAUGCUCUGUGUCGGUCAAUGAAGGGCCUUUUCAAAGCUAAAACGGUUGUACUUUCCCUGCAAACGAACCUACCAGUCAGGCUAUACUAGUCUGGGUGUACCAGCCCAAAAAGACACGUGUGUUAAGAGGAUGCCUCUUUCAAAGAGAAUAUUUGGUCAUAUUUCUUUCGAAUACCAAGUUACACACAGACACACACAUAGAUUUUAAAAAGUGCGUGCUUUAAAAGUGAAGUGAUGGUGUGAGCAAGUGCAGUGUGAGCAAGGCAAUCUGUCAGCAGCACAGAAUUUGUGGAAUCCAAUAACAAUGUGGCCCACAAGGAGUGGAAGGCUGACUGAGAUGACAAGCUGGGGUGGGAACGAGUCGAGCCAGAGCUGCAGAGUCAAAGUCGAGCCAGAGAAAUGUGUCGAGGUGCACUGGAGGAGAGUUUGGCCGUGUAUCGUGGCUGUCUUUUUGGAUUUCUUUUGAAGGUCAACAUGAGCUAUGGAAGAAGAAGUCGGAUGUUUUCCCGAUGGACCGUUUGCCAGCAUGGGGGUACUUAAUGGCACUGGGCAAGACUGAUGACAAGACACUAGUCGCUGAUAUAACUUGUUGAGAGUUUGCCAUCAAUCAUAGAGGCUGCAGUCAUGCCGGGCUCCCAGGAGGCCAGCCUGGAUGAGAAUGCGGUCUUCCUGGCGGUCGACCCGUCCUCCCCAAAGUUUAUAUACUCUGAGGUGGAGCGCCAGUCGCUGGAGAAGCUCCUUAAUGAAGGUCCGAAAGCCUUCUACAGCUCCGCCGGCGCCAAGCUCUUCUGCUCCUUCCUGUCUCCUGAUGAGGUCGGCAAGCUCACCGGCUGGGUUCAGGACUUUCAUUUUCAACCACUCCUUACGGAGGAGAAUGGAGAGAAGAUAGAAGAUAACGUGGACCUCACAUCUUCCUACUUCCCCUCCCACUCGGACGCACCAGCUCCGGGUUUGGACCUAGGCUGGCCCGAGGCGCCUUGGGUGCGCAUGGAAAACGUGGCGGUCUACACAAAUCCUCCGGAAGAGGGAGAACCUCACAUUAGAGAGGUCAUCAGACAACAUCUGCAGAGGGCCAGCCAAGUAAUUGCCAUCGUGACAGACAAGCUGACAGAUGCUACUAUAAUUGGGGAUUUACACAACGCAGCCUCAAGGGGUGUGCCGGUUUACAUCAUCCUCAACCAAAGGACGAUUGAGGAAAAGUACACACUUCAGAGGCUGGGACAUCCGAACAUUCGGGUUCGUCUUCUUGGAGGUAAAAGCUUCUGUUCCAGCAAGGGAAAAAUGGUGGUGGGAGAGUUAAAAGACAAGUUUCUUCUGGUGGACUUGGUCACAGUUCUUCAUGGUAGCUGCAGCCUCACAUGGACUGAUGCUCAUUUACACCGACAGCUCAUCACCGUGGUCUGCGGCUCCGCCGUCGACGCUUUUGACAAAGAGUUCAGGACUCUAUUUGCUGCCUCCGUCUCUGUCGCUAACCCUUGGGAGUUUGCUGUUCCUAGCUUGGGAGUGCCUCAGCAACGAGUGGACUUCUCAGACCCAAGUCCCCCGAGACACUUCCAGUUCAAACACGAGAUCCUCAACCCUCCUUCGCCGCCAAUGGACACCCCCCUGGACUGGGAAGCCAUGGGCUUCUUCCCCAGAGAAAGCUUGCCGGACAGCCCCCUUCAGGAGGAAGAGGGACUCGUGGCAAAGGAAGCAGCCUUGCAGACGGACCUGCAGUUGGACAAAAAUAUACCUGUUGCGGACACUUUUAUUCACAAUGGAUACAGGCCACUGACGGAAAAAAGGAUGCAUGAAAGCGCUCCAGUGACAAACACUAUGGCCAACAACACAAAGGCUGUCAACUGGACAGACCGUCAGAUAGAACAACCCGUAUCGCAGCAAUUCUCCAAAGAGAAGUUCAACAACAUGGACAACCGAUCAUCGUUGAGGCUUCAAGACAAAGACGGCGACUUGAGGCGAAAUCCGUUAUUUUCCUCUCUAAACUAUAAGCGGCGCUCACGGUGGGAGCCCAACUUCAUAGAGGACAACUUGGACGACGACGACAUCAGCUCCAGCAUUAUGAACACAGCCUCUUCCAGAAAACCCUUAAUCCUGAGGGUGCCCCAGUCUGAGAGUUUCAACUCCAUGAAUGACCUCGUGAGGCGCUUUAAGCCUCAACACAACAAAGCGGAACCCUUCAGAAGAGGAUCCUCGGCCACCAUGUCUGAAAUGACCCAGUCCAUGAUGGAGCUCCGUGCGGACGCAAACAGCACAGACCGAGCUCAGGAUGACAGACGAUUUUCAGUACCGAGGCUUAAGGUCAACUGUUUCGACCCGGACCAGAUGACGCCGGGAUUAAUGCUGAUGCAGAGGCGGAACGAUGUUGUGAAAACCGCCUUAAAAAGAAUCCCGCAGACCUUACAGUCCAGAGAAAGACCUCGCAGCUUUGCCCUGGAUUCGAAAUGGAUGUCUCUGAGGGAGAGGAAGAACGAGGAGGAGGCAUGAGCAGCAGAGAAACUGUGUAGAAAAACUCUUACUUCUGUAGUGUUGAACACCCAAACCAGCAAAAACAGGCUGGGACUACAAUAAAAUGGGUGUCUACUGUUAGUAUGGUGACCUCGAUCUUCAAACUCAUUAACAUUGACAGUAGAGGUGGGCGAUACUACAAACUAUGGUAUCUAUCCCAUACCAACUAAAUAUAGAGGCAGUAUCUCUGAUACCGAUACUUUUUACUUGGACAUUUUUCAAGA
Molecule: messenger RNA, 2955 nt
Organism: Entelurus aequoreus (snake pipefish)
Lineage: Eukaryota; Metazoa; Chordata; Actinopteri; Syngnathiformes; Syngnathidae
Gene: sack1e
Product: family with sequence similarity 83 member E
Exons: 8
Coding region: 851-2710 (619 amino acids)
Biological process (GO): epidermal growth factor receptor signaling pathway
Source: RefSeq, a predicted model, not a curated record